Messenger RNA from Coffea eugenioides, 4736 nucleotides. RefSeq names its product symplekin. The coding region runs from base 177 to 4205 and encodes 1342 amino acids. Lineage: Eukaryota; Viridiplantae; Streptophyta; Magnoliopsida; Gentianales; Rubiaceae. The transcript is spliced from 27 exons. The record is from RefSeq and is a predicted model, not a curated record.
UUCUCCGAUUUUUCUCCUUUCUCCGAUUACCCUUCUUAAAACUGCCCGGUGACAACGUCUCUGCAACGAGCUGCCGGUAAUUGACGUUACAAAAAUUUUUAAAUUGCUUCUCAUUCGAAACCCUAGAAAUAUUUUUAGUACUAUUUAGCUUAAUUUAAUCGGAAUUAGGUUGAGGCAUGGCGGCACCACCGCCGCGGGAGCAGGCGAUGGCUUUACUUGCCGCGGCAAACAACCACGGCGAUUUGGCAGUAAAGAUAUCGUCUUUGAAGCAAGCAAAAGAUAUUCUGUUAGCAGCUGAGCCGUUUCAAGCCGCCGAACUAUUUCCUUUUCUGGUCGAGCUUCAGUCAUCGCCUGAAAGUCUCGUUCGAAAAACCCUUGUUGAUGUAAUUGAGGACAUUGGGUUGAAAGCAUUGGAGCAUUUUUCCGUACUAAUGCCAGUUUUAAUGACAUUCUUAAAAGAUGAAAAUGCUAUGGUCGUGAAGCAAUCCAUAAUUACAGGCACGGGUAUCUUUUGUAGUGUGUUGGAGGAGUUAUCAUUGCAGUUUCUCCGGCAUGGCACUGUUGAGAUGUGGCUUGAAGACCUUUGGACAUCAAUGGUUAAAUUCAAGGAAGCUGUUCUUGACAUACUUUUUGAGGCUGCUCCUCUUGGCAUAAAGAUUCUGACAAUAAAGUUCCUUGAAGUACAAAUUUUACUUUUCACACCUGAUAGAAAUGACUCUGAAAGAUCCGCAGGAGAAGGUAUAGGAAGAGAAGGACAGGGGUUUAAUAUCUCAUGGCUGGCUGGUCAUCACCCUGUUCUGGAUACAGCUAUGCUUACAUCAGAUGCAAAUAGAUCUCUUGGGAUUUUAUUGGAUUUGUUGCGAUCAGCUAGCAAUCUCCCUGGUUUAUUAACAAUAUCUAUUGUUAAUAGUCUUGCAGUUAUUGCAAGAAAACGGCCUACCAACUACAAUCCCAUACUUUCAGCACUGCUUGAUUUUGAUUCUAAAUUUGAGAUGACAAAGGGUGGCCAUAUUGCCAGUAUCCAGUAUUCUAUACGAACUGCUUUUCUGGGUUUUCUAAGAUGUUCCGACCCGGUCAUGUUGGAGUCAAGAGACAUAUUGCUGAAGGCUUUGAGAGCAAUGAAUGCUGCGGAUGCAGCUGAUCAGGCUCUCCGACAAGUUGAAAAGAUGAUGAGAAUUAAUGGACGUGCUUCACGUGACUCUAGGCUGAGCAAGGAUGAGCAACUGUCAGAUCACUCGCCUGCUUCGGUGGAUCAUGGGAGGAAGAGGUCCUUAUGUUUAGAUAAUGAAGAUCCAGAUGAUAACAAUGAUGUAGCUCUAAAAAGAGGUCGUUAUGGCUCUAAUAACCAUGUAGCUCCAUCUGUUGACAAAAAUGAUUCAGGGCAAGAUUAUGUAAAUGGAGUGUCCCCAAAGGUUCCCUUAUUGGACAGCAAUUUGACCGCUGUUGAGCAAAUGAUUGCAAUGAUUGGUGCUCUAAUUGCAGAAGGAGAAAGGGGUGUUGAAUCUCUUGAAAUUCUAAUAUCUAAUAUCCAUCCAGAUUUGCUGGCUGAUAUAGUCAUAACUAAUAUGAGACACUUGCCUAAAAACCCUCCUCCUUUAACUAGACCAUCUACUUCAGCUCGACAAGGUGAUUCAAGCAGUCCAUCUCAGAGUGUGGCACCAGUGGGCUCCACCGUUCUCGUGGAAGCUCCAGAAGUUGCAGCUCAAGUGCCUGUAUCUUCAUCAAAUGCAAUUAGCUCUUCAUCUUUUGAUAUGUCUACUUCCAAUAGUCUCCCUUCUGAUUCAAAGCGCGAUCCACGAAGAGAUCCUCGUCGUCUUGACCCAAGGCGUAUGAUGGCAUCUGUUAGUGUGCCUGCGGCUUCUGCUUCAGAGGAUAAUUCAAAUGCUACACAAACUAGUGGAUUACAACUUCAUGUGGAUUCUUCUAGUCCUUUUAUUAAGCCUCUUUCACCACCAGGAAACCUGAGCUCUGAAAGUAUAUUGGUUCCCAUGAUGCCUAAAUCUGAUGCUGGUUUGAGUUCACUAGAAACUUUGCCGACAUAUUAUGUUGAUCCGGUUACUGAAGAGGAAGCUGAGAAGGAUGGAUCAAGGGAAGUUGUUCCUGACGGAGAGGAAAAAGGUGCUUUGGAGGUUCCAUCAGUCCCUCUCAUUGAUGAGCAAGAGUUGGUGGGACAGUCAUCAUCAGAAUUUACAAUGGUGGAUGAAGUUUACUCCCCACCUUCACUGGAAGCAGAUGAACUUUCUCCUGCUAUUUCUGACAUGGAAGCCUCUGAGGAUGCAAGUGUAGAGUUGCCCGUGCUUCCAUCCUAUAUCAACUUGACUGAGAAACAGCAGAGCAAUGCCACAACAUUGGCAAUUGAACGGAUUUUUGGCUCUUACAAGAAUUUGCGAGGUCCAGGUGACAAACAAAUGCGCAUGGCAUUGCUUGCACGAUUGGUGGCACAGAUUGAUGCUGCUGCUGAUGAUGGUAUCGUGGCACUGCUAAAACAACUUGCUUUGGACUACCAUCGCCAAAAGGGGCAUGAACUCGUCCUGCAUGUGCUUUUCCACCUACAUUCACUUAUGUUAUCAGAUUCAGAAGAAACCUUGCCACUUGCUGCUGCUGCCUAUGAGAAUUUCCUGACUGGAGUGGCAAAAUCCUUGCUGGAGAGUUUACCAGCCACUGACAAGUCAUUCAGUCGUCUUCUUGGUGAUGUUCCUCUUUUAACGGAUUCUGUGAUGAAACUUCUUGAUGACUUGUGCUGUGAAAGAUAUUUGGCAAAAGAUGCUUCUGAUGACCGUGUUUCUCAAGGUCUGGGUGCUGUCUGGAGCUUGAUUUUGGGGCGGCCACUUAAUCGUCAGGCCUGCUUGGAUAUUGCUUUAAAGUGUGCCGUCCAUCCACAGGACCACAUUCGAGCAAAAGCUAUCCGUCUGGUGGCAAAAAAACUCUAUGUGCUUGGUUACAUUUCAGAGAGCAUUGAGCAGUUUGCAACGAGAAUGUUCUUGUCAGCCAUAGAUCAACGUGCUUCAGAUGUAGGCCUUUCUCAGUGUGGAGGGAGUGAACAGAGGGCAGAACCAGAGGUGGGAAGCCAAGAAACAUCUAUUAGUGGUUCUCAAGUUUCAGAGCCAGGGGUAUCUGAAAUCGACUCCAUGAAGGGUGCAGAAAUUGAUACUCAAAAUGAAUCUGCAGUGACAUUGGCUCAUGCUCAGCAGCAUGUGUCUCUGCUUUUUGCCUUAUGCCCAAAGAAACCUAGUCUCCUACGAAUUGUAUUUGAUAAUUAUGCACGUUCUCCCAAGGCGAUUAAGCAGGCUGUACAUCGCCAUAUUCCUGUUCUUAUAAGGGCUUUUGGGUCCUCCUAUUCUCAGCUGCUUGAAAUAAUAUCUGAUCCACCCACAGGAAGUGAAAAUCUUUUAACUCAGGUGAUCAGUGUUCUAUCCGAAGGGACAACACCUCCAGCUGAUGUUAUUGCCAUUGUCAAACUUUUAUAUGAAACAAAGCUGAAGGAUGCUACUAUUCUCAUUCCAAUACUGUCAUCAUUUUCCAAAAAGGAGGUUUUACCUAUUUUUCCUCAGCUGGUUAACCUCCCACCGGAUAAGUUUCAGACAGCACUUGCCCACAUACUACAGGGUUCUGCUCAUACAGGUCCCGCUUUGACACCGGCAGAAGUGAUGGUGGCAAUACACGACAUUAAUCCUGAAAGAGAUCAUCUUCCACUUAAAAAGAUUACAGAUGCUUGCUCAGUGUGCUUUGAGCAGCGAACGGUUUUCACCCAGCAGGUCAUGGCAAAGGCCUUAAAUCAGAUGGUGGAUCAAACUCCUCUACCACUUCUAUUCAUGAGGACUGUGAUUCAAACUACUGAUGCUUUCCCUGCUCUGGUGGAUUUUGUCAUGGAGUUACUGUCCAAACUUGUGAGUAGACAGGUAUGGAGAAUGCCAAAGCUGUGGGUAGGGUUUUUGAAAUGUGUAUCACAAACCCAGCCUCAUUCCUUCCGUGUGUUACUGCAGUUGCCAUCACCCCAGCUUGAAAGUGCUCUUAACAAAUAUGCUCACCUUCGAGGACCACUAGCUACCUAUGCAAGCCAACCUAGUGUGAGAAAUUCAUUAACUAGAUCAACGCUGGUACUUCUCAACCUUGUCGAUGAACCACAUCUGCAGAAAUCACAUCUUACAUCUUCAUUGCAUCCCCCAGACACUAGCUCUUCCCUUCAUGGAGCAAUGCCAACGUGACCCUUAUGUUUUCUGGAAUCUGCAACACCAAACCUUUUUCUUCACUCUCUGGGAAUUGCUUGAUCCCAGGAUUCCAGUCCCUGCAAGCUCGGUUGAAACUGGGAGUUCCGGCUCCAGCCAAUAUCUGCGUUACAAUUUAUUUGGAGCAAGGACUUCUAGUGCUGAUCCCGAAAAGGUUGGACAAUUCUGGGCCGUCACUCAGCACAAGGUGUUUUGGAAAAAAUUUCCUGGGCGGAAAUUCUCCCUCUGCACCAAAUCAUAGAAUUUCUAAUCACCGUGUUAUGCGAUGCGCAUGUCAUAGCUUAGCGAUUAUGAUCAAUAAAGAAGUUUAAUUCUUCUCAAAAGCUGUUGCUUGUAGACACGAGAGAUUAUUCGUUUAUGGAUUUUGCUUGCAUAUUGUUUGCGAUGAUUUUUGCCCACGGACAAGCAAGCAGCAAAUGAUAUUGGUGUACCCUCCCACUUAGUUUGGUUGGGAACUUGCCCUUUUCCAGGAAUGAGCAUGCAAUCCAUCCAGAAUGAUUAAAUCCCCUA